Pleuronectes platessa (European plaice) is the source of this 2217-nucleotide messenger RNA. It is a transcript of the gene c1qtnf9, whose product is annotated as C1q and TNF related 9. NCBI's taxonomy places the organism in Eukaryota, Metazoa, Chordata, Actinopteri, Pleuronectiformes, Pleuronectidae. The transcript has 3 exons. The record is from RefSeq and is a predicted model, not a curated record. Gene Ontology annotation, molecular function: protein binding. The coding region runs from base 492 to 1511 and encodes 339 amino acids.
UGUGUGUGAAUGAGACAUGGCCGUAAAAGUGCUUUGAGCUGUGAAGUAUGCAGAAAAGACCUCUGUUGAAAAUAGAUUUCUUCACUGUAUAGGAAGGCCCUACAUGUGACACUCUGUGACCUUCUGCGUGUCUUUCCCUCACAAGCACUUUGAGUCAGCUUAUUAUUAGCCUAGUGUGCAGAGGGGCACAUGAGAUGUCUAACUGACAGACACAAUAAGUAAGCUAGAAACACAGACCAGUGAACAGGCUGUGAGAGAACAGACGUCCCUUUUGUCCAAAGUCCUCGUCUGUCUCAUGUAUGUUCUUUGGUCGGUUGUCUAUUGUUCCACUUUGCUCAUCUUGACUCUGCCUGCUCGAAGAAAAUUUGCAGAUUCAUUUCUGCGUGUGAUUAGGACGCAUGGUUAUGAGGCUUAUUACACACUUGAUUGAACUUUGAGUUUUUUGCAUUGAGGGAUACUUGCGUUUUUUUGGGCCAGGCGUAUCCAACACAAUGUUGCAGGUGAUUUUUCGGGUUGCUCUUGUGCUCCUUCUGUUGGUGGUCUGGUGUGCUGCACUGGAGGAAGCCCAAACUAAAGGCUGCGUUUGUGGAUACCCUGGAAUACCGGGGGACCCCGGGCACAACGGGACACCCGGCAGAGACGGGCGAGAUGGAUUAAGCGGUGAAAAGGGUGAUAGAGGUGAGGUCGGUUCAACUGGUCUAGCAGGCAGUAAUGGUGCCAAGGGCGACAAAGGGGAGCUUGGUGCCGUCGGCCCAGCAGGGCUCAAAGGAAAGAGGGGGGAUAAUGGAGAGCGGGGCCCUCCUGGGAAAAUGGGGCCUCAAGGAGUCUCCGGACCGCUAGGCUUGAAAGGAAAUAAAGGGGAGCUUGGGCUGCCUGGACCUCAGGGACCUAAAGGUGAUUUGGGGGCUCUUGGACCUGAGGGUCAAAAGGGGGAAAUUGGUCUUCAAGGUGACAGAGGCUUUCAGGGACCACUGGGACCCCCGGGCAGGCCAGGCCCAAAAGGGGACAUUGGUGUUCCGGGUCACAAAGGCAGCAUCGGUUAUCGUGGGGAGAGGGGGGGUCGAGGAGAGAAGGGUGAUCGGGGCGACAAGGGGGAAGAACUUGUUAUCUCUAAAAGCGCCUUCUCUGUGGGACUCACAGCACAGACUAAACUCCCGGCAGCCAAUGCACCGAUCCGAUUUGACAAGAUUAUUUACAACCGACAGAAUCACUAUGAUCCACUAACAGGAAGAUUCGCGUGCUCCGCAGCAGGCGCCUACUACUUCACCUACCACAUCACCGUCUUCUCCAGGAACGUGAAGGUGGUUCUCAUGAAGAACGGAGUAAAAAUCAUCCACACAACGGACAACUACCAGAACAGCGAGGACCAGGCAGCAGGGGGCGCUGUGCUGCACCUUGAGGUGGGCGAUAGAGUGUGGCUGCAGGUGGCUGGAGGAGAGUUAUUCAAUGGGCUCUUUGCUGAUGAAGACGAUGACACUACUUUCUCUGGAUUUUUAAUCUUUGCAGCUUGAUUAUUUUGUCAUUUCUUGUAUACUAUGUUUUAAGUUAAUGCAUACAUAUCUGUAUUUACUGUAUGUUUAUACUUAUAUACAUAUAAAACACAUGCAUAUAUGUGCAGAUGAAAAUGACACCUUUUCCUCUGGACUCUUAGUCUUUACAGCUUGAUAAUUUGACAAUGUCUAGUAAUUAUUUGUAGUAUAUAUGCAUAUCUGUAUGUAUGUAUACACAUGUAUAUAUGUGUGUGUGUGUCUGUGUGCUGAUUAAGAUGCUAACAUAUAUGUUUAAUGUUUGCAACUGUGUGUAUACGCUACAGUAAAUAAGUUUUAAAUCUGAUGACCAUGUGCUUUGUUCAAUCUAUCACUGGGGUAGCUUUUAAUGGUUUCUAUUUGUGGUGGUAAGAAGUUGUUUCUACAUUCAUGAAAGUAUAAUUACACACACACACACGGACACACACACACACACGCACACACACACACACACACACACACACACACACACACACACACACGCACACACACAUGAGCUGAUCAGCAUGAUGUCAUUCCCUUCUCUGGAUUCUUGGCACCUUGAUUGACAUUGACAUUUUGUUAUGUGUGUAAAAUAACAUGUAGAUACACUACAAUGUAUACAUUCAUACAUAUGUGGUCAUGUACUAUGUAUACAUAGUGACAUAAUUAUGACAAAAUAUGUUAAACUGAGGUGUUGUUACGUAUUAAU